Molecule: messenger RNA, 2651 nt
Organism: Mugil cephalus (flathead mullet)
Lineage: Eukaryota; Metazoa; Chordata; Actinopteri; Mugiliformes; Mugilidae
Gene: synprb
Product: synaptoporin b
Exons: 5
Coding region: 57-968 (303 amino acids)
Cellular component (GO): synaptic vesicle; synaptic vesicle membrane
Source: RefSeq, a predicted model, not a curated record
CAACCUGAUGACUAAAGCUGCCAGCACCGUGCGGAGUUGGGCUCUUUCAUUUUUAAAUGUGUAUGGUUAUAUUUGCUCCGAUUUUUGCCAUUUGUGCCUUUGCAACAUGUGGAGGAUACUAUGGUCAUCUCCAGGUUAAAGUGGACUGUGCAGACAGGAGGCAGAGCAACCUCAGCAUCAACAUUGAUUUUGGCUAUCCUUUCAGAUUACAGCAAGUGCAUUUCAAGGCCCCCUUGUGUGAGGGGAAGAGAGAAGAGGUUCUUUUCCUGGAUGGUGACAUCUCCUCUGCACCUCAGUUUUUUGUGACUGUGGGGGUUUUUGCUUUCCUGUACUCACUGCUCGCAACAAUUGUCUAUGUCUUCUACCAGAACAAGUACCUGAAGAACAACAGAGGCCCACUUGUGGAUUUUGUUGUUACCGUUGUCUUCUCCUUAAUGUGGCUGGUCAGCAGUUGUUGUUGGGCCAAAGCUCUUCAUGAUAUCAAGACAGCCACCAACCCAACACAGGUGCUUCUUCUCAUCUCUGCCUGCAGAGCUCAGGAGAACAAAUGUACGGCCACACAGGAGCCUUUCUGGUCUCGCCUUAAUACAUCUGCGAUUUUUGGGUUUGUUAAUGUUGUCCUCUGGGUUGGGAAUAUUUGGUUUGUCUUCAAGGAGACAGGAUGGUACAAAACUGGUCAGCGAUACCCAACUCGUAGUGCUUCCGGGAAACGUUCAAGUGAAAUGCGACAGCGGCUCUACAGCGAGAGCAGCUUCGACCAGCCAGAGGAGAGUUACGGCCCCUAUAGACAAGACAGUUUCAGUCAGUCACAGGGGGAGUUUGGGCAGCAGCUCCAGAGACAAGCUAGCAUCAACCAGUCACAAGUAAGCUUUAGCUUACCACAAACAUAUCUUGGUAAACCGGUAAUCUAUGAGAGAGAGAAUACAGUAGCUUCUCAAGGGCCAAUGAUAUUUGUAAAUGAGAUGUGAGUUGGAUGUUCACAGUGAACUGAACAUUUCUGUAACUUGCAAAUGGUUUGCCAUGAAUAGUAUUCAUGAUGUUGCUUGAUUUCUUUGAUUUGUAUAUUUCAACAUUUGUAUUUUUAGUUGUUCUCUUGAAAAGGUCGGUGUGGUCAAUAAAAAUUAUGUCCUAGCAAUUGAGGACACAGUUACAAUGAGGACAGUGCAGAGAGGCAUGCUAUUGUAUUCAUUCAUCUAAGUCCACUUUUCUAACAUUAAAUACAUCAAUCAGCCUUGGAACAUAAGGGAAUUUGAUGGCACCUGAGUAAAAACAAUGUAAAUACUAUGCUCAUUAUUCUUGUGAAACUAUUAAAUCUGUCCGCAACCAACUGUUAACACCUUGGUUACAACAUGAAAGGAAGAGGAAUCUUAAUAACAACAACAAUAAUAAUAAUAUAUUUUAUUUAUAUGGCGCCUUUCAGGUCACCCAAGGUCACCUAAAGAAUAUUUGUCUCAAAGCCUUGACGUUUAUCACUUUAUUGGAGGCAGGAUGAACUUAAAGUAGCAAUCUUUGGAGGCAGAUAUGGCAAUAAAUGAUGAAUGCAAGUGUGUUUUUGGACCUUGUUUCUCACAGACCCAAUUAGUGGUGCAUUAGUCUAUUUUAUCUAUCUAUUUUAAUCUCGUACAUAAUGUGCGUGCUACUACACAGAUAAGACAUACGCUAUCCCUCAGGUGGUUCUUCACCCGGCUCUGUUUACCUACUUCUUCUGCGACUGGCUUUCUUGGAUGUUUUUGUUCUGGUGUCACACGUCACCGCAGUGGUUGUGGAGCAUGCGAGCACGCGUUGACCAGUUAAAUGUUUGUUUUAGCGUACACAUGCCGGAAAAAAACGAUUUCCAAUUGCAUUAUCUGAGUGUCUUAAUCGGAUAAAGAGAACUCCGAAGUUUAGUUGAAGUAACGUGUUUGCAUGCACUUAAAUCGGAUUAAGGCAAUAAUUCUUUUUUUUUUUUUACAUGCAUGUAAACGUACUGACUAUGUAGGCACCAUGAAAUAUAGAGAAACAUAUUCAUGUUGUGGUGGUUUGGACCUCAGAACUAAUUUAUUUAAGUGUACCAUACAUAUAUCAAUAUAUUUAAAUACAUUAUCUUAAACCACGCUCCACUAUGGUCUUAGAAAUACACUAGCGUGCCAACACAAAGGAAAGGUGUAAUACUGGAGUUCCCGUGAUAAAUAUUUAAUGUUUGAUUGUAUAAUUGAUUGCCUUUGUCAUUAUUAAUUAAUUUCCUGAUAUUAUUAACUAUGUAGCACCCCAGUGUCUUCAUUUGAACCUUAUGAUUAAUAUUUUAAUGGGUAAUGAGUAUUGUUUCAAUGGACUUUCAUAUAUGUUAUUAUUUUAAAUCAUGUGUGUUUUCUGUGUAAAUGUAUAGGUAAUAUAAUUUUAUUAUGCUUGUGUUUGUACUUUAAUGCCUGUACACCCAUGUUUCAUACUAAGACAAUGACUCAUAAUUGUAAUGUGUAAUAUGUUGCUCAUGUAAUCCGUCUCUCUCUUGUACAGUAAUUUGAGGGUGUAUCUAAUCUGUUAAAGAUAUGUUAGAUAUGACUCCAUUUCUGCUUUAAAGUUGAGUUUUCUUGUUUUGUUAUAGCCAUUUUCCUCUGCAUAUUCUGUCUGUGAUAUGUUUUACUGACUGACUUUAAAGUGUAUGUGAAUAUCCA